AUGCAUCAUUAUCUUCAAAGCCAUCCUCCACAUUUGCACAUAUCUAUUCAACCAUCAGUAAUGGCCGGCGGCAGCCUGGCGGCGGCGCAGGUGGCGGCGAUGGUGCGCGCGGCGGAGGCGGGCGCGGAGGCGCGGCGCGCGGCCCGCGGCGCCUCGCGCGCGGUCAUCGAGCGCAACACGCUGCGGCACGCGUACGCGCCCGCGCCGCACCGCGCCGACGACAAGUGCACCAUAUGCCUGUCCGUGUUCGAGCUCGCCUCCGACUGCAGACGGCUUCCAUGCAUGCACUUAUUUCACAUGGAAUGUGUGGACCAAUGGCUGAGCACCAACAAGCAUUGCCCCAUUUGUAGAGUGGAUAUUGAGACUCAUUUAAACAAGGAUGCUACGUUUUAG
Molecule: messenger RNA, 393 nt
Organism: Diatraea saccharalis (sugarcane borer)
Lineage: Eukaryota; Metazoa; Arthropoda; Insecta; Lepidoptera; Crambidae
Source: the annotation of a GenBank genome assembly